Messenger RNA from Peromyscus eremicus (cactus mouse), 5760 nucleotides. RefSeq names its product NLR family CARD domain containing 3 (gene Nlrc3). The record is from RefSeq and is a predicted model, not a curated record. The transcript has 17 exons. The coding region runs from base 68 to 3256 and encodes 1062 amino acids. Gene Ontology annotation, cellular component: cytosol. Gene Ontology annotation, molecular function: protein binding. NCBI's taxonomy places the organism in Eukaryota, Metazoa, Chordata, Mammalia, Rodentia, Cricetidae. Gene Ontology annotation, biological process: negative regulation of canonical NF-kappaB signal transduction.
AACAGGCGUCCACCAGGCAGCAGUCUGGGGUCAGUCUUCACAGCUCCUGGCUGCAGUCUCAGACUCCAUGAGGAAGCGAGAGCUGAGGACUGACCGAGAGACAUGCCUGGCCUACAGCACUGGCUCCCCAGCUGAGCAGGUGAAGGCCUUUGUGGAUCUGCUGGCUGGGAAGGGCUGUUGGUUACUACAGGCCCCUAACAAAAUGCCAGACUCGCCCCUGGGAUCCCAAAGCAAUGACUCAAGGAUACAGAGGUACUGUGAGGCCCUGCUGAGCAGGGUGGGAAAUGACCCAGAACUGGGCGGCCCCUCACACCGCCUGGCCAGCCUCCUGCUGGUAGAGGGCCUGACAGACCUGCAGCUCAGGGAGCACGACUUCACACAGGUGGAGGCCACACGGGGAGUCUGGCACUCUGCCAGGGCCAUCACCCUGGAUAGGCUCUUCCUGCCUCUGUCCCGGGUGUCCAUCCCGCCUCGAGUCUCUGUCACCAUUGGAGUGGCCGGCAUCGGCAAGACUACUCUCGUGAGGCAUUUCAUUCGUCGCUGGGCCAGAGGACAAGUGGGCAAGAAUUUCUCACUGGUUCUGCCCUUGACCUUUCGGGAUCUUAAUACCUAUGAGAAGCUGUCUGCAGACAAACUCAUCCACUCCAUCUUCCCAAACAUUGGAGACAGUAAUCUGGUGGUAACAGCCCCAGACAGAGUCCUCCUGGUCCUGGAUGGCUUGGAUGAGUGUAAGACACCCCUGGAAUUCAACAAUACCGUGGCCUGCACAGACCCAAGGAAGGAGAUCCAGGUAGACCACCUGAUCACUAACAUCAUCCGAGGCAACCUCUUUCCAGAAAUUUCUGUCUGGAUCACCUCCCGUCCCAGUGCUGCUGGUCAGGUCCCUGGGGGCCUCGUGGACCGGAUGACUGAGAUUCGGGGCCUUACUGAGGAAGAGAUCAAAGUGUGUCUGGAGCAGAUAUUUCCUGAGGACCAGACCCUCUUAGGCCAGGUGUUGAGUCAAGUGAAGGCCAACAGAGCUCUGUAUCUGAUGUGCACUGUGCCAGCUUUUUGUAGGCUCAUGGGGCUGGCCCUGGGUCACUUGUACCACAGCAAGCUGGCUGUCCCGGACCCAGAGCUGCCGCUGCCUCAGACCCUGUGUGAGCUCUACUCUUGGUACUUUAGGAUGGCCCUUGGUGGGGAGGGGCAGGACAAGGGAAAGGUAUGUCCUAGGAUUGAGCAGGUGGCCCAGGGAGCUCGCAAAAUGGUGGGGACAUUGGGCCGCCUGGCCUUCCAUGGUCUGGUCAAGAAGAAAUACGUGUUUUAUGAGCAAGACAUGAAGGCAUUUGGUGUGGACCUCGCUUUGUUACAGAGCACGCUGUGCAGCUGUCUCCUGCAACGGGAAGAGACUCUGGCCUCCUCGGCAGCUUAUUGCUUCACUCACCUGUCUCUGCAAGAGUUUGUGGCAGCCACAUAUUACUACAGUGCAUCCAAGAGAGCCAUCUUUGACCUCUUCACCGAGAGUGGCAUGUCUUGGCCCAGGCUGGGUUUCCUCGCGCAUUUCAGGUGUGCAGCCCAGCGGGCCACGCAAGCGAAGGAUGGGAGGCUGGAUGUGUUCCUGCGUUUCCUCUCUGGCCUCCUGUCUCCAAGGGUUAAUACUCUGCUGGCUGGCUCCCUGCUGGCCCAAGGUGAGCACCAGAGCUACCGGGCCCAGGCGGCUGAGGUCCUGCAAGGCUUGCUGCAUCCUGACACAGCAGUCUGUGCACGAGCCGUCAAUGUCCUGUACUGCCUGCACGAGCUUCAGCACACGGAACUGGCCUGCAGUGUGGAGGAGGCCAUGCAGAGUGGGACCUUGGCUGGGCUGAGCGGACCCUCACAUCGCACUGCUCUGGCCUACCUCCUGCAACAGUCUGAUAUCUGCUCCCGGGAGGCCAACUUGUCCCUGUGUCUCAGCCAGAGUGUCCUCCAGAGCCUGCUGCCUCAGCUGCUCUACUGCCGGAGCCUCAGGCUGGACAACAACCAGUUCCAGGACCCUGUGAUGGAAUUGCUGGGCAGUGUGCUGAGUGGGAAGGACUGUCGCAUUCAGAACAUCAGCCUGACUGAGAACCAGAUUGGUAACAAAGGAGCCAAAGCUCUGGCCAGAUCCCUCCUGGUCAACAGAAGUCUCAUCACACUAGACCUCCGGAGUAACUCCAUUGGACCACAGGGGGCUAAGGCCCUGGCAGAUGCUCUGAAGAUAAACCGAACUCUAACCUCUCUAAGCCUCCAGAGCAAUGUGAUCAAGGAUGGUGGUGUCAUGUGCAUGGCAGAGGCCCUGGUCUCCAACCAGACCAUCUCCAUACUACAGCUACAGAAGAACCUAAUUGGGCCGGUGGGAGCCCAGCAGAUGGCAGAUGCCCUGAAGCAGAACAGGAGUCUGAAGGAACUCAUGUUUUCCAGUAAUACCAUUGGGGAUGGAGGUGCCAUGGCCCUGGCUGAGGCCCUGAAGGUGAACCAGGGCCUGGAGAACCUGGACCUACAGAGCAAUGCCGUCAGUAACACGGGGGUGGCUGUGCUCAUGCGAGGCCUCUGUGUUAACCGGACCCUGUCUAGUCUCAGCCUACGAGAAAACUCCAUCAGCCCAGAGGGGGCCCAGGCCCUCGCUCAAGCCCUCCGCAUGAACAACACUCUGAAGCACCUGGAUCUGACAGCCAACCUCCUCCAUGACCAAGGUGCCCAGGCCAUUGCGGUAGCAGUGGGAGAAAAUCACUCCCUCACACACCUUCACCUGCAGUGGAACUUCAUCCAGGCUGGUGCAGCCAGGGCCCUGGGACAAGCACUUCAGCUGAACAGGACCCUGAGAACCUUAGACUUACAGGAGAAUGCCAUAGGGGACGAAGGAGCCUCUGCAGUGGCUGGGGCACUGAAGGUGAACACAGCCCUCACCGCUCUCUACCUACAGGUGGCCUCCAUUGGUACCCAAGGAGCCCAGGCACUUGGGGAGGCCCUGGCUGUGAACAGAACCUUGGAGAUUCUUGACUUACGAGGAAAUGACAUCGGGGUAGCUGGUGCCAAGGCCUUGGCAAAUGCUCUGAAGUUAAACUCCACUCUCCGAAGACUCAAUCUCCAGGAGAACUCACUGGGGAUGGACGCGGCCAUAUAUGUUGCCGCUGCACUGUCUGAGAACCACGGUCUGCAUCAUAUUAAUCUCCAGGGGAAUCCCAUUGGGGAAUCUGGUGCCAGGAUGAUCUCAGAGGCUAUCAAGACAAAUGCUCCCACAUGCACUGUGGAAAUGUAAGGAAAGUAAGAUCCUGGUGAACCAUGCAGAGACUCAACUGGAAGCUUUUGAUCAGCGUGACCUCUAUUUCUGCCUAAUUUCCUGGAAUCUGAAUGCUGCUGAACCAGCUCUCAAGCUGGUCUCCUGAACAGAGGAAGGAAGGGCACUUCCAGCAGAGGUCACAGUCAUCUUUCCUCCCCAGGGUCAGUCAGGGGGAAGAUGGAUACCCUUGACAGCAUAGAGGAGGGAAGGAGCCGCCACCAAGGGGCACUCAAGAGACAAAAUCUCAAAGCUCCACAAAGUAGGAAGCUGAUCCUGGCUUAUUCAUACCCUGGGGUCUUCAGAGUCCCAACUUAAAACCAAAACAACAACAACAACAAAACCAACUGUGUUUCUGCCCUGUGCACUCACAUGGUUAACAGCAUCCGUCUUAAAUCCAGCUGCAGUCUUCAAGCCCAUUAAGCACAUUAGCUUGGCAAAGGUGAUAAUGGGCCCAUUUUUUUUCUCUUCUCAAGAGAGAAAAAAGUUUUGGGGUGUGACCCUUAGAUACAUAUGGAGAAAAUAUGAGAAAUUUGUGAAGACAAAUGAAAGGUUAAUUCUGAGAUUUUGUGUUCUUCUGUAAGAUCUCUCAGACACCUAGAAUGGUCUGCCAUAUUUGGAGUCCAGCACACUGGCUAUCCAUUGCAAAUUAAGUGUUGAUACCCUGAUGCCAUUAUCCUGUAUUUAGGCAUCCAAAACCUCUGCGGUGGCCAUGGCUUCCCCUGGGAGACAGACAAGCUGUGCUUCCAUGUGGCAAAUGCCCUCCAUUGUCUGAUUCAAACAGGAAAACCUAAAUGAACUUCACAGAUCUCAAGUAAGCCACUAAGAUAAGUGCUUAUAAAGACCAUAAAGUGGGUUGAGAAUGGUGGCACACGUCUUUAAUUCCAGCACUCGGGAGGCAGAGGCAGAGGCAGAUGGAUCUCUGUGAGUUCAAGACAAGCCUGGUCUACAGAGCAAGUUCCAGGAUAUCCAGACCUAUAUAACAAGACCCUGUCUUGGAAAAAACAAAACAAAAUAAAAAUGAGUGUCCAGAAGCUAGACAUGGUGGCACACACUUGUAAUUCUAGUACUUGAGAGGCUGAGAAAAGAGGAUCAUGAUUCGAGGCCAGUUUAAACUACAUAGUGAGGUUCUCAAGACAAAACCAAAAAUACAGAAAUGAGUGCUCAGAUGAAUUAUCAUGGAGGCUGACAGUGAGAGGUGUUGCUGUGGUUACGUAAGAAAAGGGCAUUUUAGCAGGUCACAUGGUGAUUAAACUUAGCCAGGAAGUGUUGUGCACCGGUAAUCCCAGCACUUGGCAGAGGCAGGAGGAUCAGGAGUUCAAGGUGGUCUUUGGUACAUGGUGAGUUCCAGACCAGUUUCUGCUGCAUGAGAUCCUGUCUCAGGAAAAACAAAAGAAAAUCCAGUGACUGAAUCUAACCUCGCAGCCACGAGACAAGUGAGCAUGUGCAUGCCUGAAGACAGAGCACUGAUAGAGCUGUUCUGUUUACCGAGAUCUACCUGUAGAGGCCUGCCUACACAAACUCCAAGUGGAAGGACUUUCUACAAAGCUGGCCUGACUGCCGAAAAAUGUUACAACAGUCUGGAGAUGGCUUUAAAUUAAACAAACAAAAAGGACCUAACAGUGACAUACAGGAUCCUUGAUUGGCUCCUAGGUUGGAGAAAAAAUAUAAUCUUCAAACAAUGUUACUUGGAGAUUGAAGCUGUGUUCAUUUUGGUUUUGAAGGGUAUUGUUUCUGGGUAUAGAAUGUUAUUUUCUUCCUUUGGUACUGUUAUGAUGCGGCUCUCAGACCGGAGAUAUAUCCAGCUCAGUGCAGUAGGUCCCAGGUUCCAUCCCCUGCACUGCCAAUAACAACAACGAUGUCGCUCUAAUCCUCUGGCUUACAGGAAGCUCAGCAGCCAGGAAGACAUCAGUCAGUCAGGAGACAAAUGCUGGGAAAGCUGUACCCGUGGAAACCUACUUACGGUGGUCUGAGGGUCAAACACUGAGGACAAAGGGCACUCUCUAAGGAUAAUGAGAACAAGCCCCACUAGAACCAGGAGGUCCCUUCCAGAAGUUCUGUCCAGACCCCACUAGCAAGGCUUCACAGCUCUCACAAGGUCUGGCUGCAUCACCACACAGCAAGCCAAAAUGUGAGUCUGGAACUGAGACAGACACUAACCUGAACAGCGGCUUGAUCCUCCUCCGCAUUUGUUGCUUUAACCGGCCGGCCUGCUGUCUUCUGCAUCCCCCCCUGCGGCACCCCUCUGCUGUUGAGUGCACCUGCUACUCUUCUUCUCAGACAUCGUCCACCUGUCUCGGCUCCUCCAGCUUUACUGCUCCAUCUGUUUUCCACAGCACUGGACAACUGCUGCCAUUCACUCUGCGCUCUGCGCUGGUUCCUGGUCAUCUUGUGGAUUUACCACUGUGAAAAUUUCCUCUUUCCUCUUCUUUCCUCUCCCCUCCCCUCCUCUCCCUCUUCCUCAUUCUUCCCUCUCUGCCUCCCUU